Etheostoma cragini (Arkansas darter) is the source of this 357-nucleotide messenger RNA. Its product is annotated as sodium/calcium exchanger 1-like. The transcript is spliced from 3 exons. Lineage: Eukaryota; Metazoa; Chordata; Actinopteri; Perciformes; Percidae. The record is from RefSeq and is a predicted model, not a curated record. The annotation marks the transcript as partial.
CUGACUGAGUUUGUCUCCGUGUCUUACAUCGUUGUCUCUGCCAGCAUUGCACUGCUCUCUCACAUUAUUGGUAUCAAGCACAUGAAGACCAACUCUGAUCUUCUUCUUUCUUGUUUCCGUGACAUUUUAGGUGGAUUUGUGAAAACAGGCAGAGACGUGUACAGGAAGGUCCAGGGACGCGACCACCCCCCCCACCCCGCCAUCAUCAACCUCACAGGAGACGGCGGGGGGGCCGUGCUGACGAAGAGGGAGGAAGAGGAGCGGCGGAUCGCAGAGCUGGGCCGUCCGGCGCUGGGCGAACACGCCCGGCUGGAGGUCGUCAUCGAGGAGUCGUACGAGUUCAAGGUCGGAGCCCGG